GUCUCAUAUCUGGAAGCUACGAACUCUCCAAUGGAGCGAAGUAAUGCGAGAUGGGAGUGGUUCCGUUAUGAGGUCACGGCGAGGGAGCCGUACGCGUACGCGCUCAGCAGCGAGCGCAAGCGGUAGACACGAGACGGACGCGAUAGCUGGAAACAUUUAUUCACACAGCUGAAUGAAUCUCAGUUGGCAACAGAAAAAUAACAGGACCGCGUUUCCUUCGACAGGGAACUAUUGAGAAAAAUCAGGCGUUGGCUUUAUAUGCGCAGGAAAGGCUUGCAUACGAAAGACUCCAAGGAAGAAACGCGCGAGGAAAGUUUUGCUACGCGAAAACAAACUGGACGGAGCAGUGCAGAAAUCGUGACGCAUAAGCCAUGCACUGGUUGUACAGCGUGGGAUAGUUCUUCUGGUGUCGUUCGUUUGAAGGGGAUGUCUUUUUGGUGGCUUUCAUCAACAAAAGUUUGACGCCAGGAACGCUGUAUUAUUCUGUUCGACAAGAAAACGCGAAACAUUUCUCGCGCUCGUCCAGAGUCGCUGUCUUCAUCUGUUAUUUGUUGGUUUGGCUGGAGGAUCCGUUCCUCGUCAUUGUAGUUUGGGGGACAGGGGGUGGUUUGGAUAUCUAUAUUUUUUCACUUUUCCUUCAUGGCCUCCUCCAGGAUGUAUCUUCUUAUGAAAUGCAUGCUGGUUUCCCAACUUGUGGUGCUGAUCGCGAAGAACAGUCGGGCGCUCAUCUGUUUGCCCUGUGAUAAGUCCAAAUGCGAGGAGCCCAAGCACUGUACGGGUACCGUGGUGUUGGGGAUCUGCGGCUGCUGCUCGGUUUGUGCCAAGCAGAAGAACGAGAGCUGCGGCGGAGUUUACGGUCUGUACGGGACCUGCGACCGCGGACUCCGGUGCGUGAUCAGACCCCCGUUAAACGGCGGCUCCAUCACGCAGUACGAGGUUGGAGUUUGUGAAGAUGAAAACUGGGAUGACGACCAGCUCUUGGGCUUUGAGCCAUGCAAUGAAAACCUGGUUACGGGCUGUAACAUCAUUGAUGGGAAGUGUGAAUGUGACAGUGUACGAACAUGCAACAACCCAUUUGAGUUCGCCAGCCAGGAAGCCUGUCAGACAGCCCUGCAGAAGAUUGAAGAGGAAAGGCCGGACUGCUCCAAGGCGAGAUGUGAGGUACAGUUUUCGCCACGCUGCCCUGAGGACUCUAUAUUGAUCGAGGGCUAUGCUCCUCCAGGUGAAUGUUGCCCCCUGCCCAGCCGCUGCGUGUGUAGCCCAGCCGGGUGUCUGAGGAAAGUAUGCCAGCCCGGGCACCUAAACAUCCUUGUAUCCAAGAGCUCAGGCAAACCUGGCGAGUGUUGUGAUCUCUACGAAUGCAAACCAGUGUUCAGUGUAGACUGCAGCACAGUAGAGUGUCCACCGGUGAAGCCCGUCCAGUGUCCGGCGGACAGCUAUGAGACUCAGGUCAGACUGACAGCAGAUGGCUGCUGCACCCUUCCUACCAGAUGUGAGUGUUUGCCCGGCCUAUGUUCCGUCCCACAGUGCUCAGCAGGGACUUCCUCACAGGUCGUGUCCCGUGGUGAUGGAACACCUGGAAGGUGCUGCGAUGUGUUUGAGUGCGUCAACGAGACAAAGCUGGCCUGCACUUUCAACGGAGUGGAGUACCAUGACGGGGACAUGUUCAGGAUGGACGCCUGCCGCUUCUGCCGCUGUCGGGGUGGGGUGUCCGUGUGCUUUACAGCCCAGUGCGGCGUCCUCCACUGCGAACGCUACUACGUCCCUGAUGGAGAGUGCUGUCCUGUCUGUGAAGACCCUAUCUACCCAAUGCUCAAUUUAGCCGGCUGUUAUGUGAAUGGGCAGAUCCUGGCACACGGAGACCAUUGGCGUGAAGAUGACUGUACCUUCUGCCAGUGUGUGAGUGGAGAGGCCCGCUGUGUGGCAGCGGCCUGCGGCCACAGCUGUCUCAAUCCCGUCACUGUGCCCGGAGAGUGCUGCCCUGUGUGUGAGGAGCCCACCUACAUCACGAUGGCGCCCCCUGCCUGCGGCUCACUGGACAACUGCACGUUGGUGGAAAAGAGCUGCCUGUACGGCUUUCGCCUGGACUCCAACGGCUGCAGGACGUGCAGCUGCAAGACACAAGAAGAGUUGUGCAGUGGUCUAAUUGCCAGCUGCACUCUGAAAUGCCCUUUUGGCUUCCAGACUGACAUCCACGGCUGUGAUGUUUGCCAGUGUCGCCCACGUCACAAGAAGUGCAAAGCUGUGGCCUGUGCCAAGGACUGCCCAUUCGGCUAUAUUAAGAACAAGCAUGGCUGUGACACCUGCCGUUGUAGGAAAUGCCCUGAACUGCCAUGUGACAGGUCCUGUCCAAUGGGCUUCCAGCAUGAUGAGUUGGGCUGUCUGAUUUGCCAGUGUAAAGAUCAGAGCUCAUCGUCCGUGGCUCCAGCAGUGAAAUUGGGCUCCUGCCUGUCUAUGGACGGCCGCAGACACGAGAACGGGCAGAGCUGGCAUGACGGAUGCAGGGACUGUUACUGCCAUGCCGGGAGAGAAAUGUGUGCCCUUAUUUCUUGCCCGGUUCCCCCCUGUGAUAACCCCACCAUCCGACCCGGCCACUGCUGCCCUACCUGUCCAGAAGAGUCCAGUUCCCAUAAACCGGAGCUGAGUGAGGCGUCCGUGUGUUUGGCUCCGGGUGGAGAGUACUUUGUGGAGGGAGAGACGUGGAACAUUGACUCCUGCACUCAGUGCACCUGCCACAGCGGCCGUGUGCUCUGUGAGACGGAGGUGUGCCCGCCCCUGCUCUGCCACAGUCCAAUCAGAACGCAGGAUUCCUGCUGCCCUCACUGUCCAGAUGAUCCAGUCACCCCUCAGGCGCCCAGUAACGAGAGCAUGCCCAGCUACUGCAGGAAUGAGGAUGGUGAUAUCUUCUUGGCUGCUGAGUCCUGGAAGCCCAAUGUCUGCUCCAGCUGUGUGUGUCUAGAUGGAGCCAUCAGCUGCUUCUCUGAGUCCUGCCCACCGGUCACCUGCGUCCGGCCCAUGCUCAGGAAGGGCCAGUGCUGCCCAUACUGUCUAGAUGCCACGCCGAGGGCCGUGUGUCAUUUCAAUGGGAAGACUUACAUGGACGAGGAGCGAUGGGACAUUGACAGCUGCACUCACUGCUACUGCCUACAAGGCCAGACCCUCUGCUCGACUGUCAGCUGUCCCAUCUUACCCUGCCAUCAGCCGGUCACCGUGGAGGGCAGCUGCUGCCCCAUGUGUCCAGAGAGUUAUGCUCCCACAAACGUGCCCAUCGAGAAGACGGACCAACGAGGAGACAAGCUGAGACAUCAACCAGCCUGGCCGACUCAUAGCGAAAACGAUAUUAUGCCACAGUUCAGAGGUGACUUCGGAAGUCUGCAGUUGCCUUACCUAGACGGCAAAGCACCACUACCCAGUGAGGAUGCUGGUCUGCACUGGGCCUGGGUGGCACUGCCCAUCCUCAUGAUGAUGCUCACUAUCGCCGCCCUGCUGUUGGUCAACCAGCAUAAGCAGUGGAUCCCUGUGCCUUGCUACCACACUCCCAAUAAGCCCACAUGCCUCAAUAACCAGCUGGUGUAUGUGGACUGCCAGAAGGGGACGAAGGUCCAGGUGGACAGCUCCCAACGCAUGCUCCGCAUCGCAGACCCUGACUCAAGAUACAGCGGUUACUACAGCAUGCAGAAACACAACAACCUGCAAGCUGACAACUUCUACCAGACCGCGUGAGACACUGGAGAGAGAGACAGAGUGAGUGAACUGGAAAGAGAGAGACUGAGCCCGUGUUCAACUGCCAAACCUUUGCGGCACAUGGACACCUACUAAAAAAUUGUAGAGACGGACAAAACCACCAAACCAUGUGGUCAGAGAAGAGACCCUGAUACCGAACAACAAUUAUAAUAUUCACAUAAGUCACUCGGAACAAAUCGAAAAAAUAUAUCACACGUCGACACCCGAAAGUCUCAGCAGGAGAUGGAAGCCGUACCUAUGUAACCGAACCAUUACGGAGUGUGAUUGUUAAAUUGGAGAGGACUCUUCCAGAAUAUUUUUGUGAAUCAGAGGUAUGGUAGGUUGAGCAUCUUUUGUGUGUAAGCAUGAGAUUUCGUGGAUGUUCAGGCACAAGUUGAAGAUAGUCGUGAAGUCAAAUGCAAGUUUUUUGGGAGUAGUACAACUGGGGUGUUGUUUUGGUUUGUUUUCAACAAUAUUUUUUUCCUGCAUUCCUAACUUUUUUCUGUUGGAAAAGAGAGAAAUUAUUUUAGGAGUGAUAACUUUUGACACAAGUGCUUGUGUGAACACUUAAUGCUGAACCAAAGCUCCUCUGUCUAUGAAAACCAGACCAGGCGAGAGGCCACGAAAGGGACGUUCACUUCCCUGAGACGGAGGAGAAGCUGGACUCUGUAUAAAGCACAGCAGAGAGAAGGGUAGAGGGAAAAAAGAGGGAAAAUCAGAUGUUGUUUUUGCAACAGAUGCAUUUUUGUAGAAGAUGCUACUGUAAGAUUGUGAUUUCCCCAGUUGCUGUGGGUGAGUUUGUCCUUUUUUGUUUUGUUUGUUCUCUUUAAAAGACAAAAGGAGGAAAACAGAGUAAGCUGCCCUGUGGAUAUGAGCUCUUCCUGUUAAUGGAUGUGUGGGGUCUAUAUGUUGUAUUUCUGCUUACAUGUACAAGCAUUUUCCCAUUUAAUCAUACAAACACCAUUUGCUUUUUCUCCCACAACUAAGGGCAGAUUGACACUCCUAGCAAAUCUAUAUUUUCCUGAAAUGAAUCAGAAGAUUGUAAAAUGAGAAGCAGGAACAUAGUGAUAGUGGAUUGGAUUUGAGGCUAUGCUUUACAAGUGCUGCUUUUUUUGCUUUGAUUCUUUUAAACCUCAUUUUGUAGGGAUGAAAACCAGUAUUGUUUGCGUCUUUAAGAAACGUUUACCAAGAAAACAGAAUCAAAGGGCCUUAUUGCUGAAAUCCGAGCAGAAUGGAUUUUUGUGUAAAUCGCUCCAAAAAAAAAAAAAAUGAUUCCCAUGUUUAAAAAAUGUUGUAAUG
This is a messenger RNA of Carassius auratus (goldfish), 5022 nucleotides long. RefSeq names its product cysteine-rich motor neuron 1 protein-like. NCBI's taxonomy places the organism in Eukaryota, Metazoa, Chordata, Actinopteri, Cypriniformes, Cyprinidae. Gene Ontology annotation, molecular function: serine-type endopeptidase inhibitor activity; protein binding. The record is from RefSeq and is a predicted model, not a curated record. Gene Ontology annotation, cellular component: plasma membrane; extracellular region. The coding region runs from base 640 to 3723 and encodes 1027 amino acids. The transcript is spliced from 17 exons.